This is a messenger RNA of Miniopterus natalensis, 8246 nucleotides long. Lineage: Eukaryota; Metazoa; Chordata; Mammalia; Chiroptera; Miniopteridae. The record is from RefSeq and is a predicted model, not a curated record.
GCCGCCCGCCUGCCCGCCUGCCCGCCUCUCGGCCUAGGAGGCUCUGCGCCCGCGCCCGCCUGCCAGCUCGGCCUUGCUAGGGACCGCGUCCCGCCCGGAGCCUGCCACCAUGAACAAGCUUUACAUCGGCAACCUCAACGAGAGCGUGACCCCCGCCGACUUGGAGAAAGUGUUUGCGGAGCACAAGAUCUCCUACAGCGGCCAGUUCUUGGUCAAAUCCGGCUAUGCCUUCGUGGACUGCCCCGACGAGCACUGGGCGAUGAAGGCCAUCGAAACUUUCUCCGGGAAAGUAGAACUGCAAGGAAAACGCCUAGAGAUUGAACACUCGGUCCCAAAAAAACAAAGGAGUCGGAAAAUUCAGAUCCGAAAUAUCCCACCCCAGCUUCGAUGGGAAGUCCUGGACAGCCUGCUUGCUCAGUAUGGAACAGUAGAGAACUGUGAACAAGUGAACACGGAGAGUGAGACUGCUGUGGUGAACGUCACCUAUUCCAACCGUGAACAGACCAGGCAAGCCAUCAUGAAGCUGAAUGGCCAUCAGCUGGAGAAUCAUGCCUUGAAGGUCUCCUAUAUUCCUGAUGAGCAGAUAGCACAGGGUCCUGAGAAUGGACGCCGAGGAGGCUUUGGCUCUCGGGGUCAGCCUCGACAGGGCUCACCUGUGGCAGCAGGGGCCCCAGCCAAGCAGCAGCAAGUGGACAUCCCCCUGCGGCUCCUGGUGCCCACCCAGUAUGUGGGCGCCAUCAUUGGCAAGGAGGGCGCCACCAUCCGCAAUAUCACAAAACAGACCCAGUCCAAGAUAGACGUGCACAGGAAGGAGAACGCAGGUGCUGCAGAGAAGGCCAUCAGUGUUCACUCAACCCCUGAGGGCUGCUCUUCUGCCUGUAAGAUGAUCUUGGAGAUCAUGCAUAAGGAGGCAAAGGACACCAAAACGGCUGACGAGGUUCCCCUGAAGAUCCUGGCCCAUAAUAACUUCGUGGGGAGACUCAUUGGCAAGGAGGGGCGCAACUUGAAGAAGGUGGAGCAGGACACAGAGACAAAAAUCACCAUCUCCUCGCUGCAGGACCUCACACUCUAUAACCCUGAGAGGACCAUCACCGUGAAGGGGGCCAUCGAGAACUGCUGCAGGGCUGAGCAGGAGAUCAUGAAGAAAGUUCGGGAGGCCUAUGAGAAUGAUGUGGCUGCCAUGAGUCUGCAGUCUCAUCUCAUCCCUGGCCUGAACUUGGCUGCUGUCGGUCUUUUCCCAGCCUCAUCCAGUGCAGUCCCGCCACCUCCCAGCAGUGUCACCGGAGCUGCUCCCUAUAGCUCCUUUAUGCAGGCUCCGGAGCAGGAGAUGGUGCAGGUGUUCAUUCCUGCCCAGGCGGUGGGCGCCAUCAUCGGCAAGAAAGGGCAGCACAUCAAACAGCUCUCCCGUUUCGCCAGCGCCUCCAUCAAGAUUGCUCCUCCCGAAACUCCUGACUCCAAAGUUCGUAUGGUCAUCAUCACUGGACCCCCAGAGGCCCAAUUCAAGGCUCAGGGAAGAAUUUAUGGAAAACUCAAGGAGGAGAAUUUCUUUGGUCCCAAGGAGGAAGUAAAGCUGGAAACCCAUAUCCGGGUGCCAGCAUCGGCAGCCGGCCGGGUGAUUGGCAAAGGUGGCAAAACGGUGAACGAGUUGCAGAAUUUGACAGCAGCUGAGGUGGUGGUGCCAAGAGACCAGACCCCUGAUGAGAAUGACCAGGUCAUCGUUAAGAUCAUCGGGCAUUUCUAUGCCAGCCAGAUGGCUCAGAGGAAGAUCCGAGACAUCUUGGCCCAAGUUAAACAGCUGCACCAAAAGGGACAGAGUAACCAGGCCCAGGCACGGAGGAAGUGACCAGCCCCUUCCCAUCAUAUCAACUCGAGGACGACGGGCUGAAAUUGAGAGCGCGUUCUCCCCAGCAGGCCUGAGAAUGAGUGGGAAUCAGGGACACUUGGGCCGGGAUGUAGAUCAGGUUUGCCCACUUGUUUGAGAAAGAUGUUCCAGUGAGGAACCCUGAUCUCUCUGCCCCAAACACCCAACCAAUUGGCCCAACACUGCCCAUCCCUCAGGGUGUCACCAUGGAAAUUCUAGCUCAGGGUGCUUUUAAACGUGGAUUGUUUAAGUAAGUUCUUCAGGUCCCACCAAGAGGGUGGGCCAGAUCCCAGUGGGAAGAGAAAUAAAAUUUCCUUCAGGUUUUUAAAACAUGCAGAGGGGUGUUUUAAUCAGCCUCAAAGGAUGGUUUGCUUCUUGACCCUAAAAUCCUUCCAGCCGUCUCCUGCUUGGUUUAUUGAUUAAAAUACCUCCAUUCUCAUGCCCUGACAUAGCCUCUUCCUACAUUCACACUAAUUGUUUUAUCUUGACUGCUACCAGAAAAAAUGGGAACUAGUACAUCGCUUAGCUUAUGUUAUUGACUCAAAGGGAGAAGACACAUCAGCAUCUGAAGUUUAAUUCCAAUCCCUCCCUAACCAACAGCAACGGCAAGGAAUAAAGAAUGGGGGAGAAAUGGGGAGAAAGAUGAUUAAAAUAUAGUAAUCCACGUUUAAAAGGAGUGCCCUUGUGGCUGAUCUAUUCCAGAUCACCAUGUUGGAAAAUUGGCACAAGUAAAAGUUCCCCCACUCUGCUGGGGCUUCCCCACCAAGAUUCUCUGCCCCAUUCACGUCCCUCUAACCAUAUAGACCCCGCAUCGUGUCCAGGUGCACAUGAGUGGUACUGAACGCCCAAUGGGAUAGGGGCUGACCACUGUACCGUCCCUGAUUCCCAUCAUUCUCAGGCAGAUUUUAUAUUUUUUUAAAGUCUAUUUUAAUGAUUGGAUAUGAGCACUGGGAAGGGGACACUGCUCCCCUUGAUAAAGUCUCAGUUCCAUGGAGGACUUGAGUGGCUGGCCCCAAAGGCCGCCACUGUGCCCUCACCCCAGCCCAUGUGCUCCCACGAGGGCUGGUUCCCAGAGGCAGGGGUUGCGGGGCACUCUCCCCCCCCCCGCCACGGCACUGUUCUUUUGGUGGUGGUGGGAUGUGGAACCCAACCCUGAGCUCCCAAUAAAGCUAAAGUUCAUCAUCUGGCAUAUUUUAUGAAUAUUCAGCAAAUCGGAGAGUAUUUGCUUCUGUUUUUAUCCUAGAGGCGUAUUUAACUGAUGGCUUCUGCCUCCAUGAAUCGUUGGCAUGGUGACAGGUGUGCCGAAAAAAAAACAAUUCAAAAUACCAGCAACAUAUUAUGCACAAAGGGGUACAUAAACUUAAUUUAUUAAUUUGCCAGCCUCAAUAAGGUCCCGUGUGAAGUUCAGCCCUGUGGAAGACGGGAGCCAUCAGUUAACUGAGGUUAGGCCUCCCCUCCUGAUGUACUUACUGUCGAUGCACAUGAGCCAGGUGGUGUCCUUUAACUACCUUGGACAAUGCUGCCGUGUGCUGGGAAGGGAGGAUGGCGUGGAGUCCCCUCCUCCCGACAUUGCAACAACAGUAACAACUAGACAACCGUGACGUGGGCGGAGUCGGUCAGGUAAUGCUGUGCGCAAGUAAACUACCUCAAGGUAUGAAGUUACCUCAGCAAUUACUUUCCUUUUUGUUCCCCCACCUCUUUUUUUUAAAAUCUUUUUUUUCUUUGCGGCUUGCUGAUAUUUUAUAUAAAAGAAGAAGAGCAAAGCAAAAGAGAAGCUGAUAGCCUUGAAAUAUUUUAUUUUUUUAAUGAAAAGAAAAAAAUGAGAAAGUUAUGUUUCAUAAUUUCUUAAUUUCUUACAACAUGAGCCAGUGCAACCCUUUAGGAACUCUCGGGAACAGGCCCCGUGGGAAAGGCCGUGGGACGCUCCUAGAGGGGAGGCCGGGCUGCCAGGGACCGUCCGGCCAGGUCCACCCGGCGCGGCUCGGACCUGUCUCCUGGGAACCCUGCCUGGUGUGCGUAGGAGACCCGCCGGGCUGUGGGCCCCCAGUGGCAAAACAAACCUCCCUGGCAUCCCCCCUCUCCCCCUUUGGUUAGAGGGCAUCCCACUUGGUCUUUCCCACCAGUGGUGCUGUUGAGAUAUUUUAAAGUAUUGCCUCCGUUUUAUCGAGGAGAGAAAUAAAACUAAAAAAAAAAAUGUACCCUAUAAAGUUUAUAUUUCUCUGUCUAAAAUAUGGGAGCCAAGAUUCUGUUGGUGGAAGAGACAAAGCUACCCCUCUAACCCUCCGAGAGGGCCACCUGGUCUGCCAUUGCAAUGCUUUUCAUUUUUGUUGUUUCAUUUCGAUCUCAUCUUGUUACUCUUCUUGGUCUAUGUCAAUAGACCAGGAGGCAAGCAGAGUCUUGGAUAACUGCUCCUCUCUGCUCCCCCUGUCUUUCGAUUGAUCUGACCGUGGACCCAAACUUAGGGAAUUCUUGAUUUAGGGUGGUGGGUGGCAGGGAGGAGCAAGGGAUGUGGGAACGUGUUUGGGGACAGGUCCCUCCUCAUUUAUCAUGUCUUACCACUUUCUUGCUGUGACGUUCCUUUUUAGCUUCCAGAACUGUCUACUCUAAAGAGAGGAGGAAGCAGGAAAGCAUUUAGGGAUAAUAUCAGGCCAGUAAUGAUUAAGCUUCCCACCUCUCCCAACCACAAUGAAGGGUCUCCCAACUUCCAUCUCUGGCUCUAUAUGCUUUAUCCCAAAAUGAAGCAGACAAUGUUCAGACAUUGGCCAUUAAGUGAUUUAAGAUGAAUUUCCAGCAGCAAGCAUGCUUUGAUACCUGGUUCAAACUACCAUCAGGAAAAAAAAUCCCGCAGUACCUGAAACGUGAUUGUUGCAGUGUUCAGUUUCCUUGGGAUCCUGCUCCCUUCACACCUUAAGUCCAGGUCCUUUUCCUUUGGCUGAUUCAGCUCCCGGGAGAGGCCAGGAAGUGUGGCAAGGGACUGACAAACUUGACUAGGAUUAGGCACAGCUCCACUCAUGAUAUUUGCCCAGCAGGAAAAUCGUGAAAGUUACACUACCAGAAAGCAAAAGGAAUGUGGUUUGGUGGUUAAGGUUUAGCGGGAUAAAGGGCUUGUCUUGGUGGGUCUGCCUUCAGACCCAUAGGCUAGGUCUUGGGCAAUUCCUUGCCCUCCUGCACGUCACCUCCAUUUCCCAUCCUUGCUGAGAUGACAAGCAAUCUAACGUGAAAAGCACUUGGGAGAUUUGUAUGAUCUGAGAAAAGCGACUUCUGUGCUCUAAUAUAUAUGUGUGUGUGUGUGCUACAUAUAUAUUUUUAAGAAAGGACCAUCUCUUUAGGAUAUAUUUUUUAAUUCUGUGGAACACGUGAAAAACCAAAAUGGUUUGAUUCACUGACUUUGAAACUGCAUCUGACAGUUAUACCCCAGUGGCUUUAAUCCCCUCGAGGGUCUGGUUGCCUUUUGCAGUUUGGGUUGUGGACUCGGCUCCUGUGAGGGGUCUGGGUGGUAGAGAGCCAUGCUUAGGGACAGGGAGUUUUAUCACCUUCUACCCUUUUCUCCCCUCCUCCCAGUCCUUCUCAAUCUUCUUUCCUUUCCCUGGAGCUCUCCACCUUUGGAGGCAGUUGGGAGCUAUUCCCUUAGUUAUGCCUCACUAUUGGCAGAAAGACCCCAUGUAGAACCCAGAGAACACUGGAUGGGACACUCCAGUUGGUUCUUUGUGUCCGUUUUCCUCUGUGCCAAAGACAGACAGACAGAGGCUGAGGAUGCCAUUUCUGAAUGAAAGCAAUAGCCAUUUUUCACACAGACCUGGGCUGUCUGAGAAGGAGAGGGCUCCUGGGACUGUGAGCUAAAGACAGGACCCUUCCUUUCUGAGGCUCCUGGGGGAUGUGGGGGCCAUACGUGCCAAGGGGUAGGGAGCUGAGAAAGAAUUCCGAUGGCUCCUGGUUGCACUUUGGGGAUGGAGGGGAAGUUUGUGGCUCCUCCACGUGGGACUUCUCUUUGUCCCCUGCCCCCACUGCAAAGAUAGCACCUGAGUUCCCUUCAGGCCGGCAGACUGGCGGAGAGGAGGGGCCUCAGUUAACUCUCAAGGGUGCCUUCCCCUCCUCCCGCUCCAGACAUAUCCUCUGCCAAACUGGGAACCAGCAGUGCUAUGUAACUACCUCACAGAGCCCCAGAGGGACUGCCUAGUCACCCCCUUCCUCCUGCCUCUCCUCCAGGGGUGGGAGAAUCUCCUUUCUUCCCCCCACCCCACCCCUGAAGUGUUUAUGGGGAGAUCCUAGUGGCUUUGACAUUCAUACCAUGCAGCUGUUUUGCCUGUUUGUUGAAAACUGGUAGAAGAAUAGUACAGCCUGACAGCAGGAAGAUGGAAGAAAAAUUCUCAAUGCCAGGGGACAUAAAGCCCUUUCCCUUCCAAACACUUGAUUUAGAUGCAGAACAUUUCUCUUGUAUUCAGACUUAGAGCAACACCAGCCGAGAACUUCAUUUUCUUUCCUUUGGAUGCAUAAGGCUUCUCUAUGGGGUGCAGGACAGGGAGGAGGCCUCAUGACCGAAGGUGGAUUUGGAGGGUGAGGGCCAGAGCCCUGACCCUCGGCCCUCCUUGGGGGCACAGUCUGAUGGCACCAUUACUGGUGCCUUCAUAUGGUUGAAUCCGGACUGACAAGACGAAAGAAUUUUUUUCUUAAAUGAAAUAGCAGGAAGCUCCUUGGGAGCAUGUGUUUUGAGUAACCACAGGUGAUGGAUGCUACGAGUAUAAAUGGAUUAACUACCUCAGUCCUUACAGUAAGAUUGGAACCAAGGGCAGGGACUCGUGCAUAGGGCAGGAAUCCCAGCCAGGAGGAGUGAGUUGAGGCUUGUGCCACAAACGGUUUGUCCUUGAGGAGCGGGGGCAGGUCUGCCAGAAUGCCCCCACUUAUAAUUGGGUUGGGAGGGCUGGCCAUUAGCCCCCCCCAUUUCUGCCUUCUUUGCCCUGGGGUCCCAUGUUUCACCCCUUUCCCUCCAGCUUGUCCCUCUUACUUGCUAUUUCUUUGUUGGAACAGAAGGUGAGGAGAGGAAUCGCCUCCUUCCAGAGGGGGCUGGCUGGAGGUGAAAUCUGGGGCUUGGCCCAGAACUCCCCACUCAGCCCCAAAGCCAGGAAGCCUGGGGAAGCCAGAGCUAAGACCUCUUCAGCAGGGUUUCUCUGAGAUGCGCCACCUCCGCUCAGUCUUCACGGAGCCCGUUGGCUCUAGAAGGAAAAGAGGUGGAGCAGGAUCCUUUGUCCUGACAGUCUGAGGGCCAGGUCCUCUGGUCACUCAGGUGUCUUUGUAGUCUGGGGAGUCCACUGGGCCAUCCCAGCCCCUCCCCACCCUCUAAUGAAUGGACCUCCUCCUAGAAGCCCCAUUUCACUUUUGUUUUAUCUACCUCUUAGCAAGACAAUAGAGAAAAGUUAGGUAGUGGCAACUCCACUUGCUUAGGUUAGGGGGGCGGGAAAAGAUUUCUUUUUCCAAAGGAAAAAAAAUAUUACCUUAAAAAUACUUUCCAAAAAAUACUAAAAACCAAAAAAAAAAAAUAAAAAAUUAAAAAAAAAGGAGACAUUUUCCAGUAACUGCUGGAUUAUUUUAAUUCCCCAAACUUUUCUCUUUCUUUUCCCCCGUAAAUAAGUUUCACUCUUUGGCAAUUUUCUCCACUCAUUUAAGAUGAUGUGCUAUUCUUAACAGGUACAGCUUUCACAGUGGGCCCCCUGGCCUGCCCCUGCCCCCAUACCCCAUUCCUGCCCGUGAGUCCUCCCUGUGCUUCUCACCUGUUACCCCUCCCCACCCCCAGCAAGAACCAUGGCUUUGUGUGAGUUGGGGUGCUUUUAGGUCUUGAUUCACCAGUGGCGGUUGGGGGCCCACUUGUAACACUUUUGUGUAAAUUUUAUGUAACCCACUGCAAUGGAAAGAUAAGAUGAAUUUCAGCAGAUGAGUUAGCAGCAUGAAUAAAUACCUUCCACCAUUUGGAUUCUCCCCUGUCUCCAACAUCUUGAUCUUGGUCCCAGAAAUCAGUUAGUCGAAAGAGCCCCCCUCCCCUGAGGCAAAGUGAAUGGGUACGUAAGAGAUGUCUCCCACUCAGGACAGUGAGAAAUGUGUUGUGAUGGGGCUGGAGGGGGACUGGAGUUUGUGACAUUGCUACCCUAUUCUGUAAAUGUGGCCACUUUGAAAAUUGUACUUCGCUGGGAACUUGCCAGCCAUCACUGCCCGGAUUUGAUUGUACCCUUUCUCCCACCCCUUAAUCUGGUCUUGACUUUGUCCCGGGGGAGGUGGGGCAGCUGGCUCAGACUUUUGGAGUUUGUUCUUUUGCUGGGUGAGCACUCCAGUGUCAGCCACAAACCACUUCAUUCCACUAUUUCAAUUUCAAAAUAAAAGGAAACUUAUAUUGAAA